ACAACGAAGGUAACUUACUCCUGGAAAGAUUAGGUUGCAUUAGUAUGACGGGAGUCUAGUCGAAGUUCUAUUUCUCUAUCAAUUAUACUUACACUAGGCAAUAUAUGUUAAAAAAGAAACGUGAAGAAAAAGAAUAAAAGAUAAAAGCUCGAAGUGUAAUAAGUGUUAGUACACAAGUAAUUAAGAAAAAGAAAAAAGAAUAAAAUAUAAAAUAUGGUCGGUCCCAAUGUGUCAUUGUGACUAACCGUACCGGAGGGUGGUGGUGUAUCCUCCACGUCCACGCAAGGUGCAACUUUGCGAACACCUUCCGAACACGAUCGACUGAACACGGAACUCGCGACGCUGUGUAAGGUCUAUCCUGUGAGCCCUGUAACAGGGCCUGGUGCGGCAAGAUCCGUAUGGGAAUUAAGUCCCGAUCCCGACAUGGUCGGGCAUCUACCCAGCAAUCUGCUUUCGGGUGGGACUCACCAGAAUCAAAAUUCUGAUAAAAAUACUAAUCGAAGGGACAGCAAUGGACCGGAUGAUAAUAUAUAUGCCGAGGCGGCGCCAGGCCAAAGUCCAAGCGAUGAAACUAAACAAAUUUUUGAUCUUCUUAGAGCAAGUGAGGUAGAAGCAGUCGAGGAAUUGGUAGAGAAAAAUGGAUUGAGCAUAUUAAAUGUCCGAGAUGAAUGGGGAUAUACACCUGCUCAUUGGGCUGCUUUGGAUGGUAACAUCGAAGUGAUGAGAUAUCUUAUAGAACGGAGCGGACCAAUUGACCAUUCUUGUCUAGGAACGCAGGGUCCCAGGCCUAUACAUUGGGCAUGUAGAAAGGGUCACAGUGCUAUAGUGCAAUUAUUAUUAAAGGCCGGGGUCGCCGUCAAUGCUGCCGAUUUUAAAGGUUUGACUCCUCUAAUGACAGCCUGUAUGUUUGGAAAAUUUGCUACGGCCGCCUUUCUUCUUGGAUCUGGUGCUAUGGGUCAUCUAACGGAUAUCAAUGGAGACACCGCACUUCAUUGGGCAGCUUAUAAAGGACACGCCGAAUUAAUAAGACUUUUGAUUUACAGCGGCGUCGAUUUGCAGAAACCCGAUUAUUUCGGAUCUACUCCUCUACAUUUAGCUUGUCUAUCGGGAAAUAUUAGUUGCGUUAAGAUAUUGUGCGAAAAGAGUAAGAUCGAAUUGGAGCCACGAGAUAAAAAUGGUAAAACUCCAUUACAAUUGGCUAAGAGUCAUCGUCAUUCAGAAAUCGUACGCAUAUUACAAGCUGAACAAAAGCGCAGAGCUAGAUGGAUUCCACCGAUCAAUGAACUCUGGGCAUUAUUAUUUGGAGGAGCUGGUAAUAGUAAAGGACCAUUAUUAUUGUUCAUGAUAUCAGUUUUACUAUGGGGUUAUCCUAUGUAUUUACUUAAAUGCAUUCCAUUGACUUGGAAUCUUUUGCGAGGAAGUCAUUAUUGUUUUAUUUAUUGGAAUAUCGUCAUGUGGAUUUCAUGGAUAGUAGCUAACAGAAGAGAUCCUGGUUAUGUACCACAAAAUAGUGAAACUUAUUAUAGGGCUAUAAAGCAGAUACCGUAUUUUGAUAAAUGGAAGAAAAGAAAUGUUUUAUUAUCGCGUUUGUGUCACAGUUGCAGAUGUUUCAGACCGUUAAGAGCUAAACAUUGUAGAAUUUGCAACAGAUGUGUCACUUGUUUUGAUCAUCAUUGUCCUUUCAUAUAUAACUGUGUUGGAUUAAGAAACAGAAUGUGGUUUUUCUUAUUUGUAAUGUGUGUGGCGAUAAAUUGUUCAUUUACGUUGUACUUUGCGUGCUAUUGUAUGGCUAUCGAAGGCAUCCAAUUGUUAUAUGUCUUGGGUGUAUUAGAAGCACUAGUCUUUUGUGGCCUUGGAUGGAUAUUAACGUGCACUUCGGUACUUCACGCUUGUAUGAACCUAACGACUAACGAAAUGUUUAAUUAUAAGAGAUAUCCGUAUUUAAGAGAUAAGAAAGGUAGAUAUCUAAAUCCAUUUAGCAGAGGUCCUGUACUUAAUUUCAUUGAAUUCUUCCUUUGUCCUUCUGAUCAUCGAAUAAAUGAUCCUCAGAAUUAUCAAAUUCUUACUGAAGAUGUUAUGUAAUGUCAUUUGUAAACUACACUUUGUAUGCAAAUCUAACAGAUGUAAUUAUUUAAUCCAAAAUCUCUGCCUUUUUGAACUUUUCACGUACUCGUAUUUAUAAUAACACCGCCAUAUUUAUAUUACACGUUUAUGCUAAUAACAUUUUUUUUUACUGCAUCAAUUCAAACAUUUGUUCGAUGCGCUUUAAUAAAUUAUUCUUUA
Messenger RNA from Polistes canadensis, 2283 nucleotides. RefSeq names its product probable protein S-acyltransferase 23 (gene Patsas). The coding region runs from base 424 to 2082 and encodes 552 amino acids. Gene Ontology annotation, biological process: protein palmitoylation. The transcript is spliced from 9 exons. Gene Ontology annotation, molecular function: protein binding; palmitoyltransferase activity. The record is from RefSeq and is a predicted model, not a curated record. NCBI's taxonomy places the organism in Eukaryota, Metazoa, Arthropoda, Insecta, Hymenoptera, Vespidae. Gene Ontology annotation, cellular component: Golgi membrane.